AUGUCUGUCCACGCGUCCUGGCUACCAGUACCGCUGCUGGUGUGGGGACUAGUGUGUAGCUCAGUGCGCACUGCCCCGUUCACGGGUAGGCAGACCGACACUCUAGAGCGGCAUUGGGAAACGCUCUACUCUCGCUCACUGGCUCGAAACCCAUGGGAAAAAAGAGAAAUCAACCGGGACGGUGACUAUCUUACAGGCAUCAAAAGACUUCGGCGUCUCUACUGCAAUGUCGGCAUUGGGUUUCAUAUUCAAGUUUUACCAGACGGAAAGAUAACUGGAAUGCAUAACGAAAAUAGAUACAGUAAGUUCAUUUUCAUACUUUUAUUGAACUCAUCAUCUUUGGGCCAACUGUUUGAUCUGCAACCUGUCUGUGCCAUGCGCCAACACUUCAUAUUGUGGGAUCGAGUUGUGUGAAUGGGGACCAUGCCAACUUGAGCAUAAUACUGUGUUUAGAUUAGGCUACUAGUGAAUUGACGUCACAUGGAUGUUAUUAUUAUUGUCCCAUGUGACUACAGUUGAAGGAUGCGAGGUGUGUUUUAGCCAAGAGUGAUGUUUCAUUUCGGCUUCUUUGCAAGGCUUUGAUUAAUGCGCCUCCUUGAACAAUUUUCACAGGUCUUUUUUCAAAUAAAAAGGCUUCGGGACAUGUUUCUGAAAUGUCAAAAGGAAUCAGGGAUGGUACCAGAUCUGAGAGUUUGGCGUCAAUGAUAGGGUAACUUGGGGGAAAACGCCCCAUGGAGGGGGGGUGGUUGCCCCAAACAAAUUGUACUAUUUUAUUAAAAAGUUAUCACCAUUUUUCUCUCUAGCCAAGUGGAUUGUUUAUCUUUAGGCUCCCCUACUGGUAUAUAUAAAACAGUUUAUAGAUCUAACUUCAUUAGGUUAUAUGUAUAACUUUUUCUAAAUCACAAAAUAUUAGAUCAAUGUACAUCAAAAUCGUUUUGUUGGAGUGACUUAAAAAGUUGAGAUGAGACAGAUGAAAUGUUUACUUGAGCAAGACUAGUGGCAUCCAGGGAAAGUGUUGAAAAACAUGUUUGUGGCAUAAAGUGGUUUCUGUGAGAAUUACAGGAGGGGGGCGUUUAACCCCAACCCACCCUAACCGUUGGCUAUCAACAUAUUGGUGUGAGGUUGGGUCAGUUAUUCCCCAUGAUGUAUUAUGGAGAAUAGGCUAGUCAUCAUAAUACAUUAUGGUAUUAUAUCCAGUACUGUAUAAAGUCACGACCCAUUGGAAAAUAUGUAGUAUGUUUCUCUUCCUUCCUCACAAAUGAGUCUUUUUAAAACAAUCCUCAAAUAAAACCACAGAGACAAGACAAGGUUGUUUGUAUCUUGUUUUAUCAUGCAAGCCCAAAGUAGGCAAUUUAAUCCAAAAUCCAACCUGUUACUGGGAACUUCACUGAGAGGAAGUCUAUAUUAUAUUUAGGCUACUUGAUGCUUCAAUUCAUCAUCGAAUAUGAAGGGAGGAAAGCAUCAUUUCCUUGCAGGAUGUUCCAGUAGCAGUUUGAACAUAGACCUAAACAGACCUGUCUACUACAGUUCUCCUUAUCUACUCCAUCUAGUUUUACAACACAAUGGAUUAUAAACAACUUCGUUUUGGUGUAGAUAAGUACAAUGUAAACAUAUCAGUGAUAUUCUUUGUCUAAUUUCAGGUCUCCUUGAGAUAUCACCUGUGGAGAGAGGGGUUGUGACGCUCUUUGGCAUCCGAAGUGGUCUGUUUCUGGCCAUGAACAGCAAAGGGAAGCUCUAUGGAUCUGUAAGUAGACAUGACAUGUUUACUGGGAUGUAUUUCUGGGUCACAACAUACUUCGCUUCAUGAGAGAUCUCCACAGAAAAAUUAUAGUCAAUGUCUUGGCAUGCCUGUACAUGUUUGUAGCUUAUGAACGUCAUAGUACGCUACGCCACAGGUGCAUUCAAUACAAGGUGUAGACAUUUCCUUUCCCUAGAGUCCAUGACAUGUACAGUAGCCAAUAUGGUAUUUAAAAGUAAUGUGGAAUUGGCCAAAAAAUCCCAAGUGUUGAGAUUGACAUGUGUGAUUGGAUUCAUUUGGCCAACAGAGGUUCUACCGCAGCUUCCUUAUAGUCUACUGUACAUUGAAUUAUUUUACCGUAAAUAUUAACCUCUUAUGUCAUCCCUUCUCCAGGGUCAUUACAAUGAUGAGUGCAAGUUCAAGGAGAAUCUCUUGGCAAAUAACUACAAUGCUUACGAGUCAGCAGCUCACCCAGGGAUGUAUAUUGGACUGAGUAAGACUGGCAAAACCAAAAAAGGAAACAGAGUAACACCAGCCAUGACAGUGACACACUUCUUACCAAGGAUCUGA
Molecule: messenger RNA, 2308 nt
Organism: Coregonus sp. 'balchen'
Lineage: Eukaryota; Metazoa; Chordata; Actinopteri; Salmoniformes; Salmonidae
Source: the annotation of a GenBank genome assembly